AUUUGAUUCGUGACCAUACGAGUAAGUGGCGUGUGACGAAAUGGAACGGUGGAGCGAUAAAGUUGCAGUUGUGACAGGUGCCAGUGCUGGUAUUGGCCGAGGACUUGCUGAGCAUCUCGUUGAUUGCGGAUUAAAGGUGGUGGGAUUGGCAAGACGCAAAGAUAAACUGAACGAACUCGCAGAUAAGCUGAAAGGAAGAAAGGGAACGUUCAUCCCCGUAGUCGCCGACGUAACAAAAGAGAGCGAUGUUCUGAACGCAUUCGAUUGGACUACGAAGAACGUGGGAGUCGUGCACAUCUUGAUAAAUAACGCCGGUUUGGCACGUGCCAAGGGUCUUCUAGAUGGCGAGACGGAAGCUUGGUGGGAGAUCUUCGACACAAACCUCUUGGCAUUGUGCGUCGCGACGCGGGAAGCUAUCAAAAUCAUGCGCGCGAAUGGUGUCGACGGUCACAUAGUUCACAUGAACAGCACCGGAGGACACUACGUCCCUAACGUCCCCAAUGUGAACGUGUACUGCGCGUCAAAAUUCGGCGUGACCGCCUUAACCGAAACACUUCGCCAAGAAUUGAACGCCGUCGGUAGCAAGAUAAAGGUUACGAGUGUCAGUCCGGGAUUCGUUGAGGCUGGGGUUCUCGAGAAUUCAGAGUUGUCAGCUACCGUGAAAGAGGUGCAAAUGUGUCCGGGCCUGAAGAUUAAAGACGUUUGUGACGCCGUUGAAUACGUUUUAGCAACUCCUCCUCACGUUCAGGUACACGAGAUAAUUCUCCGGGCAGUGGGACAACAAAUUUGAUCAUCAUCCUCAUAGUUCGAGUGGUAGCGAAAUGACAAUUAAAUAUUUCUUUAUGUUUAAUAUCUAUAAACAUUGUUUAAAAGACAAAUAAUAAUUAAGGCACGUGUU
This is a messenger RNA of Photinus pyralis (common eastern firefly), 898 nucleotides long. RefSeq names its product farnesol dehydrogenase-like. The transcript has 4 exons. The coding region runs from base 41 to 790 and encodes 249 amino acids. Lineage: Eukaryota; Metazoa; Arthropoda; Insecta; Coleoptera; Lampyridae. The record is from RefSeq and is a predicted model, not a curated record.